This is a messenger RNA of Bemisia tabaci, 848 nucleotides long. Lineage: Eukaryota; Metazoa; Arthropoda; Insecta; Hemiptera; Aleyrodidae. The record is from RefSeq and is a predicted model, not a curated record.
AUGAUACAUGCCAGUGAGAAGGACCACAUUAGUAAGGGAGAUGUUCAGAGAGUCAGGGACCUUUACAGGUGUAACGAUUGUCCACAAGUAGGUGGUAGUGGAGGAGGUCUCACACUGUUCUCCUAUGCGGAGAAAUCAAAGCCAGAAAAACCCAAGAAUAAAGAAUUAGUGUUUAAAGAUGAGCCCUGGAGCAUCAAUUUUCACGGGUUGAGCGAUCUCGAUUCUAAACGCGGACCAGAAGGAUGCAUAAAGUUCAUGUACCAAUUUGAGGGAGUUCAGGAAAGGUCUUUGGCCCUAGAGUUAUUAAGAAUGGGGCUGAAGACAACUUUUGAUGACAGGUCGGUCGAUGCAAUCAGCAUUUGGUCGGGGAUAAACUUUGGAUCGGCAAAUUGGUCUCGGGCUGUCGUUCCUAUUGACGUGUCAACCCCAUUUGUGCUUCAAUUCAAAUUCAAACUCUUGGAAGAAUCGAACAGAGGCUCAGUAAAAGUGGAUAAUCUGGAAGUGAGGUACACCGCCUGUGAUCAUCCAUCGCAUGCCACCUCGUUUGGAUUGAAAGUCACUCAGCUUAAAUCCUUGUCGAUAAAAUCAAUGAAAUCAUUCAAAUAUAUGAUGCCGCCCUCACUAGGAUCCUUCAGAUCGUCCGUCGUUGGAUCUUCCUCUUCAAACCUAUCCAAAAAUCCGUCGUCCAAAGCUGGUUGGCUUAGGUCCUUGCCGAGCAGAGUUUUCAAAUCCAAGAAAUCCCAAUCGCUCGGAUCAUCUAGGUAUUCAUUCGGAUCUUUUUCCUCAAAACGAUCCGGUGUGUCAACACCGGAUAUUCCUAAACUCUCAAUUGAAAAGUAAAAAGAAAA